AUGAUUGGUGAUUAUGUGCGUUGGCCAAAUGGAAUUGUACCAUAUACUAUUUCAUCAGGUUACAGCUUUGAUCAUGAACAAUCACGACCAGAUCGCGAUGAUUACGUCAGAGUCAUUUGGGAGAAUAUAAUACCAGGUAUGGAAGGCAAUUUCCAAAAAUAUAGUAUUAGUCAAGCGAACACUUUGAAUACACCUUAUGAUUAUGGAUCCAUAAUGCACUAUGGUAGAGACUUUUUCAGUAAAAAUGGUUUCGAUACUCUCGUGCCACUUAAGUCGGAUGUCACAAUAGGACAACGUGACACUUUAAGUCCGCUUGACAUCAAAGCAAUUCGAACUUUUUAUGGUUGCUCGGUACCUACAUCUACAGCGACUACUACCACCACUAGGACAUCCACAACCACUACUACAAAAUCUACGACCACUACUACAAAAUCUACGACCACUACUACAAAAUCUACGACCACUACUAGUACUACAACCAUCACUACAACUACAACAACAACAGUAACUACAACAACUACAACAACAACAGCAAUUACAACAACAACAGCAACUACAACAACUAUAACAAUAACCACCAUUCAGGAAACCACUGUUCAGCCAUCCAGUACCAGAAAAGUUCCCGCUACUCCAUGCCAUACUAAGAAAAUCAAUGUUAAUAGGCGCAAGACUACAACACCGAAGACCAGAAGAACCACUAUUAAGAGAUUUCAUUUUUAUGAUUAA
Rotaria sp. Silwood2 is the source of this 726-nucleotide messenger RNA. The record is from the annotation of a GenBank genome assembly. Lineage: Eukaryota; Metazoa; Rotifera; Eurotatoria; Philodinida; Philodinidae.